UCCCAAGGCAGCCGAGAGCCGCUCGCCCAGAGCAUCCCCGGCUGCCGCUGCCGCCCGGCUCCGCUGCCUGCAGCCCCCGGGACGGCUAUUGGGCAGGGGCUGCGGGAAAAGCCGGCGCUCUGGGUCCCUCAGCAGAGCUCUCUGGGGCCUGAGACAUGAGCUCUCCGCCUCGCCGUCUGCCCUGAGCACCUCCUCCCGGAGCCGGGCCGGCAGCAUGGAGAAGACCUACUCGCUGACGGCCCACUACGACGAGUUCCAGGAGGUGAAGUGUGCCAGCAAGUACAACAGCGGCACCCUGCCCAACGGCUUCAACCUCCAGCUCGGGGCCGGGGCUAAGAAGCCGCGCCGGGGGCUGCCGCGCUGGACCCGGCGUGAGAUCUGCCUGCUCUCGGGGCUGGUCUUCGCGGCGGGCCUGUGCGUCAUCCUGGGCUGCGUGCUGCUGCUCAAAUACCUGGCCAUGGAGCGCGCCGCCUACUGCCUGGAGGACUGCCAGGAGAAGAAGGCCUUCGUCAAGGCCUCCCUCUUCAUCGCCAACAACAUUGACCCCACCAUCGACCCCUGCAAGGACUUCUACUCCUUCGCCUGCGGCAGCUGGCUCCACCGUCACAGCAUCCCCGAGGACAAGCUCCACUACGGCAUCAUCGCCACCAUCGGCGAGCAGAACGAGGAGAAGCUCCGGCGGCUGCUCCAGCGGCCCGUCCGCAGGGGCUCCCGGGCCUCGGCCGAGAGGAAGGUCAAGGCGUUCUUCCGCUCCUGCCUCGACAUGGGCGAGAUCGACCGCCGGGGGCCGCGGCCCAUGCUGGAGGUGAUCGAGGACUGCGGCGGCUGGGACGGGCCGGCCACGGGGCGGCAAGCCCGCUGGGACUUCAACGAGCUGCUCUACAAGACCCAGGGCGUCUACAGCACGGCCGUGCUCUUCUCCCUCACGGUCAACCUGGACGACAAGAACUCCUCCCGCUACGUCAUCCGGAGAGCAAAUGGAACCAGCGGGACUCUGGCAGCGGAUUGUGCCCCCACCUGCGUGGCCAUUCCCCGCCUGCCUCUGGAGCUCAUGCCCAGCGCCGGGCCCCGAGCCAUGGCCGGAGCCUGCGCUGCUGGCGGGACUGUUCAAUACACAGGUGGCUCUAUUCCCCUGGACAGUGGUUCCCCGCUGCGGCCAGACUUGGCAGAAGGAGGGAGCGGCUCAGGCCCCUGGGAUAUAAAACAUGCUCUCCCUCCCGACCCCUGGCCGGUCCCCAUCUCUCCCCCUCUCAGGAUCCUUCAUAACUACAUGCUGUGGCGCAUUGUGGUGGUGCUGAGCGAGCACCUCUCCACGCCCUUCCGCGACGCCAUCCACGAGCUCUCCAGGGAGAUGGAGGGCACCGAGAAGCAGCUGGAGCUGGACAAGAUGUGCCUGAGCCAGGCCAACAAGCACUUCGGCAUGGCCUUGGGGGCCCUCUUUGUGGAGGAGUAUUUCUCCUCCUCCAGCAAGGCCAAGGUGCAGCAGCUGGUGGAGGACAUCAAGCACACCCUGGAUCAGCGGCUGGACGAGCUCGACUGGAUGGAUGAAGAGACCAAACGCGCGGCUAGAGCCAAGCUCCAGUACAUGAUGGUGAUGAUCGGGUACCCGGACUUCCUGCUGAAACCGGACGCCAUCGAUAAGGAAUACGAGUUCGAAGUCCACGAGAAGACGUAUUUCAAGAACAUCCUCAACAGCAUCAAGUUCAGCAUCAAGCUCUCGGUGAAGAAGAUCCGGCAGGAGGUGGACAAGUCUGCGUGGCUGCUGCCCCCCCAGGCCCUAAAUGCCUACUACCUGCCCAACAAGAACCAGAUGGUGUUCCCCGCCGGGAUCCUCCAGCCCACGCUGUACGACCCCGAGUUCCCGCAGUCCCUGAACUAUGGUGGAAUCGGAACCAUCAUUGGGCACGAGCUGACCCACGGCUACGACGACUGGGGGGGCCAGUACGAUCGGCACGGGAACCUGCUGCACUGGUGGACGGAGGCCUCCUACAGCAAGUUCCUGAAGAAGGCCCAGUGCAUCGUCAACCUGUACGACAACUUCACCGUCUACAACCAGCGGGUGAACGGGAAGCACACGCUGGGGGAGAACAUCGCCGACAUGGGGGGGCUCAAACUGGCCUACUAUGCCUAUCAGAAGUGGGUGCGGGAGCACGGGCCGGAGCACCCCCUGCACCGCCUGAAAUACACCCACGACCAGCUCUUCUUCAUCGCCUUCGCCCAGAACUGGUGCAUCAAGAGACGCUCGCAGUCCAUCUACCUGCAGGUGCUGACCGACAAGCACGCGCCGGAGCACUACAGGGUGCUGGGCAGCGUCUCCCAGUUUGAGGAGUUCGGCCGGGUCUUCCACUGCCCCAAGAACUCGCCGAUGAACCCAGCGCACAAGUGCUCCGUGUGGUGAGCGCCGGCGCCCCGUGGCCAUGCCCCUCGCUGCCCUUUGCCUUGCGUGUGCCAAGCCGUCCGUCUGAUCCUGCUGCUUGCAGGGGCUGCUGCUUCUCUGCCAUCCGCCUGCCCGCCAGCAAGUCUCCGGGGAGAGCCUCUGGACGCCUCUGCAGGGCCGGGGCUCGCAGGGACAGGUGCUGCAGACGAGGUGGCGAAGGCUCCUUUGGCCAGUUCCUCGGGGGCCGAUGCGAACGGCAGCAGGGAAACUACAGACUGGGUCCACUUCCAGCUGGGUGUGUCCUGCCUCCACCCCACCUGGGCCGUGGAGCCAGCCCCCCUCCUCUGGCUCCCUAUCGCCGCGCCAGGAGCCGGCCCAGUGAGCCCUGCCAGUGGCGCAGCCGGGGGGGGGAGGGAAUCCCCAAAACACCGUCGAGGGGCAGCGGGAGGGACCAGACCUGGGGCAGGCAGGGGACAGGCCCCAGUGCUGCUGGCACGGAGGGGCCAAAAGCUACUGUGGGGCCAUGUCUCAAAGCAGCUGGAAGCAAAUAGUGCCCGUCCCAGGGCAGAACGCGGUGGCUGCGGCCCACGUCCCGUUCACCCAGCCCUACAGCGCGACGUGGGCCCAGCGCCGCUCCAUGCUCAGAGGUGGGCACAGAGGCCUGAGCAAGGCCCGCAGGGAAGCAACCAGCCAGCGCAAAGGCCCCCAUGUGCUUGGGCCACAGGGAAGUUGUGGGGCGGGGCAGGGCUGGGGGACUCCAGGGGGACAGGUGGGUGAGAAAUCCCCCUGCCCAGCCGCAACCCUGAACAGCGCCAGCUGCCAACGUCCCCCAGCACCAUGCAAACGGCCGUGGCAGGGGCUGGGCUGUGAGCAUAGAGCUGGCUCCACUCCCUGCCAGCGGCACUCCUGGGCAUUGACUCGCUCCCCCUACCCGUAGCAGUUUGGAGCCUUGCCCCAGUGCAGUGCCGCACGGCAGCACAAGGAGGCGCCAUUGGGUUGUCAGGCAGAACUGCCUGAGCCCAGGAGGCCCCAGCGCUGGAGGGGGAGCCAGGUCGCCCCCGGGCUCGGCCCCUCUUGUACAGAAUCGCUGUAUGUGUUGCUCGGUAUGGUCAAUAAAGCCG
Molecule: messenger RNA, 3498 nt
Organism: Trachemys scripta elegans
Lineage: Eukaryota; Metazoa; Chordata; Testudines; Emydidae
Gene: ECEL1
Product: endothelin converting enzyme like 1
Exons: 15
Coding region: 215-2398 (727 amino acids)
Biological process (GO): protein processing
Cellular component (GO): plasma membrane
Molecular function (GO): metalloendopeptidase activity
Source: RefSeq, a predicted model, not a curated record